Messenger RNA from Symsagittifera roscoffensis, 4812 nucleotides. RefSeq lists its product as uncharacterized. The record is from RefSeq and is a predicted model, not a curated record. The transcript is spliced from 2 exons. NCBI's taxonomy places the organism in Eukaryota, Metazoa, Xenacoelomorpha, Acoela, Convolutidae. The coding region runs from base 205 to 4683 and encodes 1492 amino acids. Gene Ontology annotation, biological process: negative regulation of TOR signaling; regulation of small GTPase mediated signal transduction; positive regulation of GTPase activity. Gene Ontology annotation, molecular function: GTPase activator activity. Gene Ontology annotation, cellular component: cytoplasm; TSC1-TSC2 complex; nucleus.
UGGUAUUCUUAAUCGUACCAAGCUCACUGGACAGCACAAUCAAUUCUAUUCCAUAUUACGGAACUGUUGCCAAGUGACGAGCAAUCAAAACAACUCAAAGAAUUUACGACGAAAUUGCGAAGAAUAGACGCUGAUGAAGAAAAGUUGGCAUCAGUUUGGUUGCAACUGGCAACUCAUGUCAAUCCUUUACCCGUGGACACUUGGAUGGAUAUUUUAACAUUUACAUUGAGAUCCUUAAAGAGCUCAGAGUCAUCGCUACGCGUAAAGAAAUACGUUCUUCAUUUUUUGAGCAGAAAUUUAAAUAGCCGAAUCAUUCUAAACGAGCAGCUAUGGGUGAAAAUUAUCAACAUAAUGUCGGUUUUGGUAGACCAUUUUGAUCUUUCUGAUAAUGCAAGUGAUUUGAAUAUAGCAGUGCAAACGUUUCAAUCGAUUUUCGUGGAAGUGUUAACUUUAGAAGGAUGUGAUGAUAUGUUGCUGCUCAUUUAUAAAGUCAUGAAAAGUAAUCCAAAAUUUUUUGUUACUGAAGUGCGUAUUCAAUUCGUGGAAAUUCUCAUUGUUCACCUUCGCCUUUAUUCAAGAAUUGGCUGUGAAAAACGAUUCCUUAUAUCCACUGACAUUUUUGUUGACCUUCUGGAAAGCCAACCGUAUUUAUUUUCUUUAGAAAAAUUAAAGGAUGUCAUUUGCCUCAUCGAAGAGUCAUGCACUCAUGAAGCUACCGUGUUAGCCGUACUAUUCAUCACUAAAAUUAUCAGGACUGAUACUUGGGGGUUCAUUGCCCUACGAUUAUACAAUGCAUCUUUGAAGCAAAAAUCAGUCGGUACAGUGAAGGCUCCUAUGAUUGAACUGUACUGCAGUAUUAUUGACGAUAAUCUUUUUAGUCUGAAGGCAAGUUCAAUGAUCUGUGAUACAUUACUAUGUUUAAUGGAGCGAUUAGAUCUCGGAAAUAGGACUAUUGACCAGUCUGCUGUUAGAGUUAUAUUAAAGCUUAUGAGUUCGGGAGAAAGAGAUUUUUCCGACUGUUAUCAAAUUCUUGCCAUUUGCUUAAGAAGAGAGAGCACAAGCGCGAACAAGGUAAUUUCUGAGUUUAUGCCAAAUGUCGAAUUGUUUUUCGCAAAACAAAUUAAUCUUAUGCGCAACAGUAGCUCUGAACUGAACAUUUUGAACUUAACUGAGACUGUGGAUAAAGGUUUAUAUGUAGUUUCACUUCAAUUCCUGGUUCAAAGCUUUGAUUUUUUGUUUCUUUGCAACAGAAUUGUUGAUUGCAAAUGGUUGAAUCGACUUGCCAUUUACAUUGAAAGGUUUCAAGAGCCUGUGAUUAAAACGGAGCUUGACCGUUUAAACAAACUAUUUGGACAUAUGUCCCAACUGAUCAAUUCUAAAACUGCUAGAUUGAACCGGGACGACUUAGGAAGAGUUUUCUCACAACUAGUUUCGAAAGUUCAAUGGGAAAGAUUACUAGAUGAACACGCAACGUUAGUUUUGACACUCUAUUUUGAUGUUUGCGAAAGCUUCUCACAUGAGUCCAAGGAAAUUUUGAUGUCCUUCGAAAAAAACCUUAGUGAUAGUGACUUCCGUGGCUCUUCCUUUGAGAAAAAGUUCUUUAUGACUACUUACCUUCAACGAACGCUUGCCUUAAGCGAAGUCAUUGUCGCAGAUUGUUUGCAGGGUCACGAUAAAUUCUGUCAAAUGAUGUUACUUUUUGACGCUUUGAUUAGAUUUGGAAAUGCGCUGAUCGAUUUCGGGGAGCUAAAUUUCUGGUCUCCGGAGCUUUACGUGAAUUUGACCCAGUUUUCGACACAAAAGAAAGUUUUGCAAUUACACCUGCUAGUUUCCGAAUUAUCGAAUUGUGUAUUAACUUUCAAAAUUGAAAGUCUCUUAACUGUUGGGCUGAAAAUUCUUUUUUGUUGCUUUCGAGACCAGAAAGAUUGGAAGAUCUUCGAAAGUGUGGUUAAGAGUGUACCGCCGUUCUUACAACAUCAAGAAAUCGUCGAGCAGGUCUUUCAGCAAAAAGUAGUUGGAUCAUCUCUUAUUGAAAGCGGUGAAGAUACAAUUUCUCUUGGAAGAACAUACUUAGAGCAACUGGUCAUUAGUCUCUGUAGUCUGGCUGAACUAACGACAACAGGUUUCAAAUUGAGGUUUUUCCCGAAUGCUGAAAACUACUCUAUGUAUGUAGACUCAUUUGGGUCGUACAGGAGUUCUGUGUUCCAGUGUCUGAUAUGCCUUGUUACUUUUCCACUGGGUGUAAAAUCAAGAAGAAUCAUUGACUGUUUUGCCAAUGCGAUUCAAGAUUCCAAAUACGGAGUGAGUUGUCUGUGCGCUCUUUCGGCCUGUUUCCUUGAAUGUCCUCAGCUAUGUAUAAGAUCUGUUCCCAUCAUUCUGUCCAAUAUUUUUAAGGUCAAGAGUUCGAGGACAAUGUCGGUUCCAGCAUUGGAUUUGAUUUUUAUGCUGUCUCAGGUACCCACUUUGCAGCACAAUUUGAACACCGAAGACCACAAACAAAUUCUUAGUGUAAUUUUGCAGUUCGUUGAUUAUGAAACGUACUCAAAGUAUUGUGUAGAAGUUGCUCUGAACCUAAUUUGCGUUUGGUUCCUGAAGUGUCGUGUCGCGUAUAGAGUUCAGCUUAAAAAACUGAUUUUAAGAGAACUACAAAAUCGUAUUGCCGGAAUUCAGCAACGGCUUAAUCACGCAAAUCAUUCCAAAACGGCUGCCAAAACUACUGGGAAUGAAAAUAGUAGACAUAACCACGCAAAUCAAGAAACCAGCCGAGAUAGUUUCGAAGCUACAGAGAAGAUUACAACUAAAUCCGACACAAAUUCGAGUUUAAGUGAAAUUCUGAAUUGGCAAUUAGAUGCCCUUGAGGUUUGCAUGGAUGUAAUAAUUAAACACGUUUUUUGCGAAACUCUUUCGGAGCCUAAGCGGUGUGAGAUUAGUAAGUUCUUGCUUGAGAACGGACAGUCAAAAACCUGGAUUGUAAACAACAGAGUGGUUACUAUAACAACAAGUGGAAACAUCAGUAAAUUACAAGAGAAUGGCCUUUGUUCUGAAUGCAACGAGAGAUCAAGCGAGAGUUUGAAGGAAGAGCCGAAGCCAAAGACAGAUCGACAGAGACAUAAAUCGACUCCUCAGACGCCUCAUGGAAAGAAACCAACAGAAAAAAGCACCUGCAUAGAAAGCAAGCGACAAAGAUUACCUUCAUUUUUGAAUGCGAUAGAGGAAGUCAAACACUGUUCUUGCUGGAUCUCACGAUGGGCAGAAGUGUACGUCAGGACCCCCACUGGGAACCUUUCCUACCUCUUUCGCACCCAGAGCCAGGGUGGCAUGGUUCCAUUAGUCUCUAGUGAUUUUGGACUGGAAAACCUAACCUCACUUUUGUCGUCUGUUUCCACGAAUGGCUCGGACGGAAAAGACAUUAGAGUAAUGUCAAGCUGUGAUGGAAGUACGGAGUUGGGAGAAUUGACUGAUAGCGCUGAGUUGGAGAGUAUAUCUGACGGAAGUACAUUUGUCAUACCGAGCUUCAUCGCCCGCCAGUCGAUAUUAGGAGCUGCAUGGUGGAAGCGAAGAGUUUCGUUUGAUUUUUCCAAUUUGCUCAGGUCUCGUUCUCUUGACGAUUUAACCGCUGAUGAUAUGAACAACGGAAAUAAAGCUUUGACAUCGUUGCAACAAAGUCAGACCCAGAGCCGACGCGAAUCCAAAGAAACACUAGUAAAGAAACGACAUGCAUCAUCUGCAGUAACAACGGGACCACUUGUAAUUCGACCUAGGCAAAGAACUUUGACAAAGGGACCAAAUACCGAGACAAAAUCCUCCAAUUUUGAUUUCAGUAAUCCAGCAACUGUGUUUUACCAACUUUUCGGGACGCUAGUUCAGCAACCUAGCGAACGAAGUAAGAUUAGGGAUGGUUUUGAAAAGAAAGAAUUCAACCCAAUUUUUUGUCUUCCCGAAAACGAAGAUGCCAAAGAGGAGAUUAAUUACCUUGACAAUUGGCUGCCUUUUAACACGCACAAAGUUGGCGUUUUGUAUGUUGAUGAAGACCAAGAGCAAGAUGAACGUGCGGUUUUGUCAAAUAUUUGUGGAAGCGACCGAUACACCGAUUUCAUCAGGGGUCUGGGAUCGGUUUUAUUUCUCUCCGAAUGCAACAAGGAGCAGAAAAUAUACAAUGCAGCCCUGGACAAAUCGAUACAGGAAAGAGACGGAAAGUUAGCCAUUUGCUGGAUCGAAGAACUCUUCCAGAUUAUGUUCCACGUUUCAACUUUGAUGCCGACUCCGGACCCUCAAGAUGACGCGGACUGUAACAGGAAAAAAGCUCUCAUAGGAAAUGAUGCCGUUCUCAUCAUUUACAACGACAGUAAAACACCUCGACUGACGCAGCCAAUUAUCAAAACAGAGUUGAAUUUUGUGAGUAUAGUAGUCACGCCUACAGACUCGAAGCGCAAUUGCGUUAAACUGAUUUGCAAGUCGGAAUUAGAACCUUGGGUUCUGCAUUCAUCCCGUGAGGAAAAGAUUGUCUCCGACUGCAACCUGGCCAUGUAUGUCCGUCAAAUGGCCUUACAUGCUAGUAUGGCAUGUCAUGGUUACUUGUUCAAACAGAAAAAUUUGGACUACACGUCUAAUUGGCAGAAAAGGCUGGACAUCAUUCGCAAAAUGAAAAGUAACUUCGCUGUUCCAGAUGAUGUUCUCCAAUAGUGGUGCUUUAGCUUAAUUUUGAAGUCAUUUCACGUGAAUCAAUUUUCAUAGAUUAUCUUUGAGAUUUUUAUAGUCUCCUUUCUAGUUUUAGACUUAUAUUUCGGGUUAAUUAUUGCAAUUUAAUUUUUU